This is a messenger RNA of Rotaria sp. Silwood1, 1797 nucleotides long. Lineage: Eukaryota; Metazoa; Rotifera; Eurotatoria; Philodinida; Philodinidae. The record is from the annotation of a GenBank genome assembly.
AUGAAUCAAGAUUUGUUUGAUCCUUUAUCUGAUACGGUGGUUCAAGAUAUAAAUAAUGUUGUUGUUAAUAAUGAAUACGAAGAUGUUCAAGAUGAUAAUGAUUUCGACAAUUGUCAAAUUGAUAAUGUUAUUAAUGAUGAAUCAAUUGAUAUUGAAAUGAAUAUGAAUGUGAAGAUAGCAACAUUUAUUUGCAGUUCUCAGUUGGAUAAAUCAAACGCUAAUCAAUUGAUAAAGUUAUUAAAUCACGUACAUGAUCAAGAAACACCACCACCAUUGUCUUUAGUUUCAUUAUGGAACCAGUUGAAAGUUAAAUUUAACUAUACAACAAAAAAAUAUUGUUCAAAUUGUAUGUUAGAACUCAUUAAAUGUACAUGUAAUAAUACAAAUUGCGUGCUUAAUUCAGAAUUGAUUAUUUUCUCCAUUACUGAAGAAAUCACUCGAGUGGUGUUGGCAACCAUCGUUGAAAUUCCUAGACCAUUUCGAGAAGAUGAAACUAACUUGAUUUUAUUAUGUUUAUGGCACUCCCCUAGUGGGCCAUCAGCUAAUCAAUUAUUUGGUGAAAUAACAGAAGAACUUCGUCGUCUUGUUACACAUGGUAUUGAUAUUACAUUUGAUCAUUCAGGUACGAAAUUCGGGCAUACAACAGCUUUGCUCAAAGAAUGGAAUGAACUUCACAGUGGUACAAGUGCUCAAACAUGUCAGAUAAUAAAUGCAUUUGAUGAAUUUUUAUCACAUAUAAAUUAUCCGCAUUCCAUCCAUCGCCGAGUAAAAUGUUUUCGCAAAUUCAAUGAUUGGAAGGCUAGUGAAUUGCGUUUAUUUUUGCUUUACUUAGCCUUACCAUUUUUAUUAUAUUUUUCUUCUUAUUUUCCUCCACUAUUUGUGUAUCAUUUUUCAUUGUAUGCUAUUUAUGUUCGUACAUUAUGCAAAUUCGAUGAACGGCAACAUGUUUAUGAUGUACGUCGAUUUAUAGAAAGUCAUCUUCAAAGAUUUUCUGAAUUUUAUAAGUCGAAAGAACUUUUAUCUACACAUUACAACGUACAUCUUUGGCAACAAGUCAUUCGCCAUGGCUCGUUAAGUUCAACUAGUAAAAUGUCAAUACCAACUUACAGAAGCAGUGCUUCUCCAAGUAUUACUACAGCAACACCUUUUUCACAACAGUCAAAAUCAUCACAAUAUCAACAUUCAUCUCAACAUCAACAUUCAUCUCAACAUCAAUAUUCAUCUCAACAACACCAUUCAUCACAAAACCAGCAUGCAUCUCAACAUCGAAAUGUGUAUUUACAUUCAUCAACAAAUCAACAACGUAUGAUUACUUCUCAUAAUCAAAACCGAUCAUCACCAUAUACUAUUCAUUCACCACGUACUAUUCGUCGUCAAAUUAAUGUAGCAUCGGCUGAUGUUGAUACACAAUCGAAUGUUAUUGAAAAUGAGAAUAUUGAACCUGAUCAAUUUAUUAUGAUCCAUAAAAGUGUACUGGAUAGUCUUGUUGAAAAACAGACGACGUUAGAAAAUAGCAUGAAAAAUUUAGACAGGAAAACGGAUGAAAUUUUGAAAUAUGCUCGUCGAUCUGCCAGGAAAGAUCAGGAAAUUACAACAACAAAACCAAAAUCGACACUUGCUCCAAUUCUAUGGAAAAACGAAAAUUUAUUGACAAAACCUCGAACUGCUUUACCUACUACAUACUUGUGCCACGUGAAGCAGCAUCCAACAAUAGCAAUACGUCAAACAACACCAAUGCAUCAAACAACAACAAUUCAUCAAACAACAACAAUUCAUCAAGCAACAACUAUGUAUUAA